This is a messenger RNA of Hylaeus volcanicus, 3247 nucleotides long. RefSeq lists its product as uncharacterized. Gene Ontology annotation, molecular function: RNA binding. Gene Ontology annotation, cellular component: mRNA cleavage and polyadenylation specificity factor complex. The transcript is spliced from 11 exons. NCBI's taxonomy places the organism in Eukaryota, Metazoa, Arthropoda, Insecta, Hymenoptera, Colletidae. The record is from RefSeq and is a predicted model, not a curated record. Gene Ontology annotation, biological process: mRNA 3'-end processing by stem-loop binding and cleavage. The coding region runs from base 45 to 2861 and encodes 938 amino acids.
AUAAAAUUGACUUUUGAAAAAAAGUCUAAAGAAAUAUUUCUUUUAUGGACGAAACAAUCGACUCAACGCAUUCUUUUCAAGUGGCGGUGGAUUGUUUGCACGACUAUGGUGAAUCAAUGGAUAUUUUUGUUAAAAUUAAGAUUGCUUCUCACGAUAACACGGCGACCUUUCACUUUCUUGUUAACCAAGGUUUUAUGUCUCACCUAGUAAAAGAAAACCCUUCUAUCAAAACUUCAGAUGACCUUGAGUCAAAUGAGUUGAACGGAUAUUAUGACGCAAUAGAUGCAGUGUUAUUAUGCGGAGCAACACUCUCUGAAAUCGGAGGUCUUGUCUUAUUUAUGUUAAAGUAUCCCAAUGUUCAAGUUAUAUGUACCGAUGCUACAUUAGUGUUUAGCAAACUAAUAUUAUAUGAUCAACUUAUUCAUAUAAAAACUGAACAAUAUUUUACUAGUGAUUUCAGCUCAAGUCAAAAUACGACCAGCGCGUUACUCUCAACCUGUAUCACGUUUCCUAACAUUUCUACAGUGUUAGAAAAAGUGAAACGCGUUGCAUAUUAUGAACAUAUUCGGUUUCCAUCUUUUAAAGACAAGGAGACUUCAAGCUGUAAAUCGAACAAUGGAAUUACCAUACAAGCAGUGCCAUCUGGUCAAAUUUUCGGUUCAUGCGCGUGGUAUAUCACGGGUGAAGGCGAGUAUAGUACAGCGUUAAUAUCGACCAAUUUAACAAUGCAACCUCAUUGGUUUUUUGAUGGAUUUGACCCACGACGUCUCACCAGGCCUCUUUCGAUUUUGGUAACAAAAUUGUCAUCUAUAGGAACGACUAUGACAGAGAGUAUGGAUUUAUCUGAGCAUUUGGACAAGGUGAAAAACAAGAAUAUGUCAUCUUGUGAUAAUAAUUCACACACACCCUCACGCAAUUUAAAAAAAAGAACGGAACUUAUCAAUGUCGCUUUAGAGAUAAUGCAGAAAACACUUGAAAAUGGCGGUUCUGUUUUUAUUCCUGUCAAUGUCGGUUUAGACACACUUAUUCUUCUAACAAUUUUCCAAUUCUCUUUCAAAUCGUUUUUCAAGGCGUACCCUAUUUUUUUUCUUUCACCCACAGGGGACUUAAUAUUAAACUACGCUCGAACUAUGCUUAAUUGGAUGUCUUCAAAAGUGAAAAAUGAUUUUUGUGAUACGCGAAAAAAUUUAUUUGAUUCCUUCCCGUUUAUUCAAUUUGUUACGUCUGUUGAUGCUAUUCCCUUUAACGAUACUAUUAGUUGUAUCGUUAUCUCAACACCUAGUCAUUUCGAUUCUGGCAAACUUUUUUCUUUGAAUGCUUGGACAAAAAUGUGUCACAACCCAAAGUCAUGUAUUUUAUUUUUUAAGGAGCCCUCUGCUACCGAUCUAGAAUAUACGCAUCUUCAUAAUUUUCUCAAUUUUCAAUACACUCAAAUUUGCCAUAAAUCAGCUGAAUUAGAGAUACCCAACACUACUACAACGGUUCAUUCGGACCGAACUUUCUCUUCUUUUCAAAAUAAAACGACCAAGGACGAUCCAUUAAAAGAUUCAUUCGUUUCUUCAGACCUUCUUUUAAAAGAGUCCAAUAGCGAACAAGUAGCGGAGGCCGACGAGUACGGGCUUCUUUUAAAUCAUGAAUUAGAUGACUGGGCUGAUUUAUGCAUGCCAACUUGCGUUCAUGACAAUGAACUAUUUGAUAGUAACCACUCAACUUUUCCAAACUCUUGUGUUACACCUUCCACGCUCCUUUCUUCAAAUUAUCCAUCAGAAAAAAACGCGCACAACGUCCAUCAAUCAAUUGAAGAAACCGACAGAUUAUCCUCCUUGUUUCAUUGGCAAACUAUAUUGGAGAAAUUAUCUUCGGACAAUGCAUUGGAUCCUCAAAACAUCAAAACCACACAAGUGCAGGUUCGCGCGUCACGUCAUAUUCUUCUUGGCCUUUUAGAUCAUGGAAUGGAUGAUACAUUGCUAAAUGUAAACGCUCUAACAGAUUUUCUUCUACCUAUAAUUUUUUUACAUCCAAAGCAUUUAAUUAUUUUAUAUAAUUCUAUCAACUUUUUAUUCUUCGAAUCUUUUCUCCACAGCUGCCUUAAACCAUACUACCCUGAGAAACUAUCAAUACAACUAUGCGGUCUUUAUAAACCUUUCACUGUAGAACAAGCAUUGCUUGAUAAAAAACUAUGGGAUAAUUUGAUAUUAAAGUCAUUUAGUAAAGUGAAUAUUCAAUGGAAUGAAUUAAUUAUUGACAUUCAAGAAGAUUUCUUUUCUAAUUUUUUUAAAGACCACCAAAAAUCAACUAUUUCUUCAGACCUCAACUUUACAAGAGCACUUAACACGACACCCUUUUGUAAAUUACAUCACAGUAAUUCAGUAACACAACCCAAAUCACGUUUCUCACAGGGCAUCAUUUCUCUCGCGUAUGUUCCUUUACAACUGGAUAUGUGGCCUUUUACUUGUGGUUUAGAGAAUAACAUAAAGAAAACGAAAGAGGGAAAUUCUAAUGAUGAAAAGAAACAUUUGGAAUUACGUGUUGCGCCAUCAGCAAUUAAUACAAUGCACACAGUUUCUUGCACUGGCUAUAAUACGAUUCUUGGAACGCAAAGUAUUAGCCAAUGGAUUCUAUUUGGGCACACUACAUCUUCAAUGUUUCUUAAAUGCUUAACAAAACAUUUCGAACCGCAUGCUAUAUGCCUUCUUCCAAAUGAAAUUAUUAUUCAAAAUAAAGUUUCAAUUCGUUUUAUGCAUCAAGGAAAGUAUCAGAGUAUUUAUCUUACUGGGGGAAUUGAUCUUGCAACCGUUUGGAUCAAACAGUGUCUUCAUUCAUUAUUUCAGCAAACUGGAAGUUUAUUUUACGCUCCGUAAUAGUAUAUUGUUUUCUACUUAUUAUUUUUCUUUUCAUGUUUUCUAUUUUAUUAUGUUUCGUACACUACAAUGGUUUGACACAAACACUUCACGACGUUUUCAAACGAACGAUUGAACAAAACAAAAUUAUUUAAACAUAGCAAGUUCUACUCUGCGUGAAGAGUAUUAUAAAAGUCUAGUAUGAAAAAAAAAAUCUUUCAUCAUUUUCUUAUUAAAGGUGGACUACAAUUCUCUUAUAGCGUUUCAUGAUUAAGCCUUACAAACAGAAACCUCACAGACGCUUUGACAAUUUCUUGCUGUACCUUUUUAAAUUCAUCCAUGUAGAAAAAUGCUAUUAGUAUAAAUCGCAACGAGUUACCUUUCUUCAGUUUUUUUUUUUCUUCAUA